Molecule: messenger RNA, 508 nt
Organism: Aphanomyces invadans
Lineage: Eukaryota; Oomycota; Saprolegniomycetes; Saprolegniales; Verrucalvaceae
Exons: 1
Coding region: 33-407 (124 amino acids)
Source: RefSeq, a predicted model, not a curated record
CGACGGAGUGCAAUAAUAUCAGUGCGAGCAAAAUGGAGUGGGUGGUGGGCCAUGCGGUCGAGAAGGGCUGCACGUUUGCGCUGCUGUUCUCCAUGUGUGUUGCCACGAGUGCCGUCGCCCAGUACUGUGAGUUUCACUUUCUUCGGUUCGCCAAGCAAUCGCCGUACGUCCCGGACGCGUUCAAGAGCCUCGCGGCGGCCGAUCAACGCUCUACCUUCUAUCAAGUGGUCGUGUUGAGUGCGAUGGGCGUGUGGACCGCCACAGUGUUUCUCGUGCUUGCGGCCGACGUCCCCAGACGAAGUAUGCUGGGCGUGGUCUACUCGUGCUACACGGGUGGUCUCUUUGGCCUGGCCCAUUUCUUCAAGCAAGCUUACCUCGUCGCCGACUCGGCGUCGCCAUCCACGUAACGUGCCACACCGCCGCCAAUCGCCCAUAGCACUCACGACUCUAUAAAUUAUCGUUCUUUCUAUUCACGUUAACUCGUCUCCGUGUUGGAUCACCCGGGCAA